AUGGAUUGUUUUGUGAACACCCCAAAGGAUGUGGAGUUGCUUGUUAAGAAUAGAAUUAUUGAAAAUUGGCUAGGUGACAACAGUGAGGUGUCUACUUUGAUUAAUAAGCUUGGAAAAGGGGUUUGGAUAAAUGACAAGGACUUUUAUUUUGCUACUGUUGCUGAAGCCCUGAACUCCCACUGCGGAACUCACUGGAACAAAUGGAAGGCAAUGUUGAGACAGAAUUAUUUCAACACACCUUGGACAAUUAUCUCUUUCGUUGCAGCUGUUUUCCUCCUCAUACUCACUGUCAUCCAGACAGUGUGCUCCAUUAUAUCUAUUGCUUAA
Molecule: messenger RNA, 327 nt
Organism: Prunus armeniaca (apricot)
Lineage: Eukaryota; Viridiplantae; Streptophyta; Magnoliopsida; Rosales; Rosaceae
Source: the annotation of a GenBank genome assembly